Messenger RNA from Parnassius apollo (apollo), 516 nucleotides. The record is from the annotation of a GenBank genome assembly. Lineage: Eukaryota; Metazoa; Arthropoda; Insecta; Lepidoptera; Papilionidae.
AUGUCGCUUAAGGUGCCUGAGGAACUUAGCGCCAAAAUUGAAUUUGCAGAUGAAAACAUUCUAGGAAAGCCGCUUUCCGAGGUAGACAUUGGUUCGCCAGUGCGCAGGGGCGGGCGGCGCGCUUUCCCGUCCGUUUCCCGGCGCGCGAGUGACGGGCGGGGCGGGCGCGAGGGAGUGCCGGCCGCCGAGCAGCCGAGCACGUUACAUGUGGACCCCGCCUGCCCGCGGGAGCCUCUCAUCUGCACCUCCUGUCGCUCCUACGAGAACGCGCGCGAGCACAGCCUGCGCGUCAUUCGCGAGAGCCUCCUCGCCAAGCUCGGCUUCACGCAAGCACCCAACACCACCGGCCGGGAGCUGCCUCGCGUGCCCGCCGACCUCAUGGAGCGCUACGAGCGACACCCACCUCCUCCCGGCGUCCAGGCCGACGCGCCGGAGCCGGCCCGCACCUUCGUCACUCACACCGAGCAGGACGACUUCCUCGCCCGCACAGAUAAUGUCUUCGUUUUUGCCCGUUAG